UGUGCUGAGGUACUGUGUGCGGUGUGCUCCAUCGGCUCUUCAACGUACCACAUUUUGGGUUGAAAUUUGCUCAGUGGGACGUCAUUGUUCCAAAGUUCAACGCGAAGAAGUUGUGGUCAAAGCAAUUGCAGCUGUAGAACACUCCAAACGUCAGAAUAUCGAUAACUCAAAAGAUUGAUUUGGUGAAGACGAACAUUGAGUGAUCAAAGUUAAUUGUGGAAAUAGAGUAUGUGCGCGAAACAGUGAAAUAGAAUUUUAAACGGUCUAAAUGCAUUGGUGAUAGUACCUUCUGAUCCGUUGAGAAUAGUUGUUGGCACCUGCCACAGCGGUCUCGGGGCGCCACACUCACAUGUUGCAUGCGUGCCGGUUAUCCAUCAUGGUCGCGGACACAGCGAGACUCUGAUUGGUGCGCCGCGAUCACGUGGUAUGGUAAUUGGUCUCCAGUGGGCGGGAACCGGCUGGUGUGUUCAUGUGGUGGUUUGUAGCUACAUGUAGGAGAAGUAUCGUUGCUCUCGUCGCCACGAAGGAUCCAGCGAAACUCUCAUCGGUGGAAUAUUGGUGACGGUAGUGGAUUUUGUGAUUGCUUGUACAAUUGUAUUUACAAUGAGAUCCUUAAUUGCAUCGAGUGAAUGAUGAACUAUGAAGUGCUAUUGCCGUGACUCAAAUUCUUUACGAGAAUUGUGAACAGUCCCAGUGAUUUCCGAGUAAUCCAUCAAGAUGAGUUCAUUCCUGAUGAAUCCAACCGCCGGUGGUUAUCACCAGCAGCAUCAACAGUCGAGUCACCAUUUGCCAGCAUCUCCAGUUGUGGUGGAUCCGAAGUUUCCACCAACGGAGGAAUACAGUCAGAGUAACUACAUCUCGUCGACCAGUGAUUUCUUCAGCAGCGGUCACCACCUGUCCCAUCCGCAGUCGCAUCAGCUGCAGUAUGGAUAUCACCAGCAUCAUCAUCAAGCAGCAUCAACACCCUACGGCGCAGCUUCAGCUGUUCCCCUGAAUGGUGGAUACGCGAGCUACGGCAGCUACUACACUCCUCAUCCUCACCACCAGAUCCACCCGGUCCACCAUCCCAGCCUCCAUCCUCAUCAUCAUGCAGUGGGUGCCCUGGCAAUGCCUCCAGAGGCCCAGCAACCCCCCCUGACGUGCCCCCCAUCCCUCCAUAAUCAGCAAUCCCAGCAGCAGCCUCCAGCGACUGUCUUAGGAUCAACCGCAUUAUCCCCAAAUCUCUUAACUAGUCAUGUACCCGACGCUCUGCAGCAUCCCCAGCACUCUCAACCCCCUCAGCAACCCCAGGGCCAGUCCACACCGCAUCUCGAGAGCAACGUCUGCAGUCCGACGGGGGCAAACUCUCUGCACCGAGAUAACUCACCUGAUCUCAAUCAAUCUAAUCAGCACUCUGGCCACAUGCAGAGUCAGCAGACGUCCGGGCAGCAUCACGACGACGGCUCUGAUCAGGACGACAUGGACGAUGACGCCAUGGACGGAUCACCCAACAUGAUGGACGACGAGGAAGAGGAGAAUGAAAAUGGCGAGCGCGUUGUUUACCCCUGGAUGAAGAAAAAUCACAUCGCUGGUGUCGCGAAUCCGUCGUAUCAACCUGGUGUAGAGUCCAAACGACAGCGAACAGCGUACACGAGACAACAAAUACUCGAGCUUGAGAAGGAGUUUUAUACAAAUCGAUACUUGACGAGACGACGGCGAAUCGAGAUUGCACACAUGCUGACCCUGUCCGAGCGUCAGAUCAAGAUUUGGUUUCAGAACAGACGGAUGAAGUGGAAGAAGGACAACAAGAUGCCAAACACGAAGAACGUCAGGCGGAAAAAUACCAACGGACAGCCCCAGGCGAAGCCGAGCAAGGGCUCAUCACGCACCAAGACUGGUAACAACAACAAUCAGAAGAAGAACAACAAUAAUUCACCGUGUGAAUUUAAACUUGAGAAUGCUAGUCUCGAUGGUAGCCUAGACAUGAGUGAUUUUCAUGGUGUUAGCACAGCACUUCCGCAUCCACACACCUCUCAUCCCAACUUUCAAGGCCAUCCGCACUCAUUGACGCAUCUUCAGGCACAGCUGAGUCAUCUCCAGGUUAAUGGCAUGAUGGACAGCACCAGUGGAUCACUGGGACACAUGAACUCGGGGAGCAUCAGUCCUCUGGCUCCUGCUACAACACCACCUGGUAUAUCAGCUGCUGUUCCAACAGCAGCUAUCAAAUCAGACUAUGAUCUUACUGCUCUGUAACGUCAGCAGUCUCCAUUGCCUGGAACGCUUAGCGACCUGACCAAUUUCGUUGAUGUCAACGAUGUGGCACCGUCUUAUCAGUGGCUCUGAGAGACCACCAAUGGGACAAACCUUAUUCCAGUGAAUUUUCGUGAUUAGUGCAACCAAUCAAUGCUCAUUUUCAUUAUUAGGUAGUGAAUCCUAUUGAUGGGACUGAUGGAUUUUCAUACAUUUUCUAAAUGUGCCAUGCCAUCUUACUCCAGGCCAGUUUGACCCAAUGCAAGUACCCGUGAUUAGAGAUUCAAAAUUCUGUAGUUUAUCAUUAUUUCCAGGGAAAAGUGGGGACUCCUUUGGCGCUGAUGCUCGACAUUCAUUUUCUGAUCAUUUCCUCGCCAUUAGUUUUUCGGACGCCAUCACGUGUAAGAAAUGGAGGGAAGACGCGGUUUUGAUCGUGUGCUAAUGUGAGAGAAGGUGAACAACAAAUUUACUCCAGUUUCUGCGCAAAUAGGCAUGCAAUUGUGCUAAAUUAUUGAGCAAUAAUACAAUAACCUGAAAACAUUGCGGUGAAUUUUGAAUUGUUGCGUCAAAGUAGUCAAAAUGGCGGCUCUCCCGAAAAUGUAAAUACGUACUCUGUGGUAAGUUGUAAAUAUACAAUUGAAAAAUUCGUUUACGUCCGUGAGGAGUUAGUUGAUAAUAAUAAUCGUGUGAUUAACGAAAUUUCCUUCAUUGAUAAGACUUUGUGAAAGUUAAUAAUCCAGAGAGCGGUAAUAAAUUCCACCGAAUGAUCCCCUGAAAUCGUUGAGUGUUAACCGCCUGAUUACCAAUUAUUCAUGUAAAUAUUGACAGUUGUACAUACAAUAGUCUAAGAUAGUCAUCUAUUUUUAUCAAAUUGGAGAACAGUAACGACCAAUAGCUUAUCAGAACCGAUACAAUACGUGGAGCGAUUAUAAAUCAAACGAUCCUUGAAUGCAUUCGCUGUGACAACAUACCAAAACAAUACCAUAGGUGUAAUACAAACUAGAGUCUAAGCCGAAACAUUAAUAAUAGAGUAUAAACGUUGAAUUUCUGAUAUGAUUCUGUAUAAUUAGCGUCGAUUAGUCUUGAUGGCGUAGCACGAGUCGCUGAUUCUAGGGGUUUUCGUGGUCGUUAUGCGUCCGGAACAUAAAUACAUUCACCAUAAUCCUGUACAUAGAGAGUUGUAAUAUAAGUAUAUAAUGAUGGAAUCGCGAGGACACGCGAUAGUGCUUAUGUUCAUAUGA
Fopius arisanus is the source of this 3470-nucleotide messenger RNA. RefSeq names its product Deformed (gene Dfd). Lineage: Eukaryota; Metazoa; Arthropoda; Insecta; Hymenoptera; Braconidae. The transcript is spliced from 2 exons. Bases 718 to 2232 code for a protein of 504 amino acids. Gene Ontology annotation, molecular function: DNA-binding transcription factor activity, RNA polymerase II-specific; RNA polymerase II cis-regulatory region sequence-specific DNA binding. Gene Ontology annotation, biological process: positive regulation of transcription by RNA polymerase II; anterior/posterior pattern specification. Gene Ontology annotation, cellular component: nucleus; nucleoplasm. The record is from RefSeq and is a predicted model, not a curated record.